UAUAUUUUUUAUUGUGUUUUGUAGUUACGCACGGCAACUGUGUACGGAAAUAUAAUAUUAAUAGAUAAAUUACCACCACCGUAAAUUUAUAGGACUAGUUAAAUAUGCAUUUAUCAUUUGAAAAUUUGCGUUUUAUCAUAAAAUAAAACAUCGCGCUUUCAAAUAUUUGUUUAAAUACCAGUUCUGUUUACUUAUGUCCUAAUCAAACAGUAUUAAAUGAAGAUGUCACUUGGUAUGACAAAACGAUGGUACCGCUCAAGAAGAAAUCAAAUUAUCAUUGUGGGCCUCUUGAUAUUUUCCAUCCUCUACUACAUAUCCUUGAAUAGUACUUAUCGGGAGCCGAAUUUGGAUGUAACGAGAAGAGCAAGUGUUAUUGAGUAUAUAGAGAAGCGUUUAGAGCUGGCUCUGAAGCAAGACAAGGGGUCAGGAUGCGAGAUACCAAAACUGGACCCCUUUUCGAAAGAGGUGGUCCAGUUCGACAAGGAAAUGCCCACAGUCGUGUGCCCCGGGAAAGACUGGGUUAGGUGUUAUCAUUCAUUGUGCCGGGUGGUACCAGAAAUUUUAAACAAUACCAAAGAUAUAGUAUGCUCAUACAGUGAUAUAUUGUACAAGAACGACUCCAAAUAUACUAUUGGACCGCCCGUCGACAUAUACGGGGCGGGAGCUUAUAAAUUGUAUAAUAGCGACCACGUCAAAGUUAAAUGUUCAGGAAAACAUAUAGACAGUGUUCUGCCAUCAAAAUGGAUAGGGCAUACUCUUGGUUUCCGUGCAUCAGUCCAUCCAACUGCUGUUAAACCUGCUGAACCCAUAAACGUGCUGAUAAUAGGGUUCGACUCAACGUCGAAGAACGGGUUCAUACGACGAAUGCCCAAGAGUUAUAAAGUGCUAACGGAAAAGUUGGGUGCUACUGUAUUAAACGGCUACAAUAUAGUAGGGGACGGAACUCCGGCUGCCUUGUUUCCCAUACUGACGGGACAGACAGAAUUGGAGUUACCAGACGUAAGAAAACGAAUGACGAACAAUGGGACUUUAAAUUCUACAGUGUUUAUAUUUGACAAAUUAAAAGAAUACGGCUACCGCACCGCCUAUUUUGAAGACAUGCCCUGGAUAGGCACGUUCCAGUACCGUUUCAACGGCUUCAGUCGCCAGCCGGCGGACCACUACUUGCGGGCGUUCUAUCUUGAAGAAUCUGCCAACGGCAAGAAAUGGCACAACAAGAAAACCAGAUACUGCGUGGGCGACAGACCACAGUAUAAACUUAUGCUGAACAUUACCGACCAAUUCCUCAAUCUCGACGGCAACAGGUUCUGCUUCACCUUCAUAGCAGACAUAACGCACGAUGACUUCAAUAUGAUAUCCACGGCCGACGACGACUUCGCCCAGUUCCUUUUGGACUUCCGCAGGCAAUCCCGACACGAGAACACUCUACUGUUCGUGAUGGGAGACCACGGGCCAAGAUACGCCAAUGUACGGGACACUCUUCAAGGCAAACUAGAAGAGCGUCUGCCCCUAAUGGCGAUCCGGUUGCCCAACGCGCUGGUCCGUCACUACCCGCACGUGUUGGACAACUUGCAGAGGAACGCAGAAGUGUUGACCACCCCGCACGACAUAUACGCCACUGUGUUGGACGCGUUGGACCUCAGGCAGUUCUGGAACGAGUACAAAGUUCGGGGUGCUGAUAUGACCAGAGCGAUGACUCUGCUCGAACCGAUACCCAAGAACAGGUCGUGCAGCGAGGCGGGUAUUGAGCCCCACUGGUGCUCUUGUUUGUCGUGGGAGAACGUGUCCGACUGCGACCCGAUGUACUCGAGGUGCGCCAACGCGCUUGUCGACUACAUCAACUCCUUAACUCAAACUGUUAGGUCGAAGUGUGCGUUGCGCACGCUGGCGUCAGUGACGUGGGUUCAACGACAGCGCGCAAACAGCGGCGUGCUGACGUUCAUCGAAGCGAAAGACGCGGACGGGUACGUCGGCAAGUUCGGCCGGAAGGUGCAACCGCUCACCGAGAACUACCAAGUCAAAUUGGUCGUGGGCCCCGGGCGGGGGUUUUACGAAGCAUCUCUGACGUAUGUAGCCAAAGAAGACCGAUUCCUAAUAGACUCGAGGGAUAUUUCAAGGACUAACGCUUACAACAACGAGCCGCACUGUAUCAGCUCAUCGCUGCCAUCUUUAAACAUGUAUUGUUACUGCAACGACUGAACCGAGAUACUCAGCCUAACGUUAUACAAACGAACAUCAAUGAGCUCCGAUCAAUAAUAUACUAUUAACUUAAACCUAUUUUUAAUCCUCGUCGCA
This is a messenger RNA of Pararge aegeria (speckled wood butterfly), 2295 nucleotides long. RefSeq lists its product as uncharacterized. Lineage: Eukaryota; Metazoa; Arthropoda; Insecta; Lepidoptera; Nymphalidae. Bases 217 to 2199 code for a protein of 660 amino acids. The transcript is spliced from 14 exons. The record is from RefSeq and is a predicted model, not a curated record.